Molecule: messenger RNA, 2479 nt
Organism: Myripristis murdjan (pinecone soldierfish)
Lineage: Eukaryota; Metazoa; Chordata; Actinopteri; Holocentriformes; Holocentridae
Product: calpain-3
Exons: 20
Coding region: 39-2135 (698 amino acids)
Biological process (GO): proteolysis
Cellular component (GO): cytoplasm
Molecular function (GO): calcium ion binding; calcium-dependent cysteine-type endopeptidase activity
Source: RefSeq, a predicted model, not a curated record
CAGGAAAGGCAAGAGCAGCUGUGGAGAUAAGAGAAAAGAUGAGCGUGUCUUCAGAAGGCUCCGGCCCCUCGGUGGAGGACGACGUGGAGUCUGUGAGCUCCACGGACGAGCUGCUGGGCUCCCAGUCGCGCCGCUGGCUGGCCGACCUGCUGCACGGCGACAUGACGCACGACAACGGCGAGGUGAGCACCGUGGGCCAGGACGGCCUGUUCGUGGACUACCACUUCCCUCUGGGGGACCUGGAGCUGCAGGACGACAUCAAGUGGAAACGACCCAAGGAGAUCUGCUCGUCUCCUCAGUUCAUAGUGGAUGGAGCAACGCGCAUGGACGUGCGCCAGGGGAAGCUGAAUGACUGCUGGUUGCUGUCUGCCAUAGCGUCUCUCUCCCUGCAUCGCCCCCUGCUGGAGAAGGUCGUUCCUCUCAAUCAGAGCUUUCAGGACGGAUACAACGGCUGCUUCACUUUCCAGUUCUGGCAGUACGGUCAGUGGGUGGACGUCAGGAUUGACGACUUGUUGCCGACUCAGGGAGGCCAGCUGAUCUAUCUCAACUCCCCAGAGAAAUAUGAGUUUUGGAGCUCCCUGCUGGAGAAGGCCUACGCCAAGCUGAAAGGAGGCUACCGUGCUCUGGACAUGGGCUUCCCUCACGAGGCCAUGGUGGACAUGACCGGCGGGGUGUCCGAGGUCCUGAACGUGGCCUCGCUCCCCAGAGAGCUGCCGGCCUUCCUCACACAGCUGCUGGCCAAAGGAGCGCUCAUUAACUGUGCCAACUGCCAGGGUCCUCUGGAGCAGAGGAAUGAGCUGGGCAUCAUGUUCAGACAUGCCUACUCUCUGACUGCAGUGAACAAGGUGAAGACGAAGCAUGGCACGGUGGAUUUGGUGCGAAUCCUCAACCCCUGGGGCAACACCGAGUGGGAGGGGCCAUGGAGUGACUUCAGAGGGCCUGAGUGGAACUCAGUGAGCGUAGAGGAGCAGCAGAGGCUGGACAGAGUCAACAAGGAGGACGGCGAGUUCUGGAUGUCUGUGCCAGACUUCCGGCAGAACUUCGAGGUCAUGGAGGUGUGUCACAUGACCGAGAGUCUCUGCCAGCCGGGCCCCAACGUGCAGCCGUGGUCCUGCGUGGUGCAUCAUGGGAACUGGGUGCCGCGGAUCUCAGCGGGGGGCCGUCCUGAAGCAGGUUGGUUCUGGCAGAAUCCUCAGUUCUUCUUCCCGCUGUCAAAGGAGGACGACAAGUCGGAGGACUCUGAGAGGAGCUGCUCCUUCCUGGUGGCUCUGAUGCAGAAACACCACAGACGCAGGGGAAUAGACCUGGCUAUUGCCCUGCACAUAUACCCGGCCCCUCCUGACCUGCAGCACCUGACCUCCUCACACAUGAGCUCGCUGCGGCCCGUCCUCUGCUCCGCCUACACGACACGGCGUGAGGUGGUGCUCCGUAGCCGCCUGCCGCCCGGCCGCUACAUCAUCAUCCCAUCCACGUACGAGCCCAAUCAGGAGGGAGCGUUCCUCGUCAGGGUGCUGACAGAGAAGGGCAACGCUGCCGUACCCGCUGACAAACCCGGGAUACAAGACGUGUCUUUGUUAAAGGAGCCUUCGUAUCCACACCUGGCUGCUCUUCCUAACCUGAAGUCCACACACCGUCUGUUCAACAAGCACUGCGGCCAGAGUGGAGUCUGCAAGCCCGUUCACCUGCACAGCCUGCUAUCCGAGGCCAUGCAGGGAGGAGUUCUGGCAGGCAGUGAGAAGAUGCUGAGUCUGGAGCAGUGCAAGAGCUUGGUGGUCCUCAUGGAUAGCCAAGGCCUCGCUCAGCUCAGCUGGCAGGAGUUCAAAGGCCUGUGGGACAAGAUCAGGAGGUGGACGGACAUCUUCCUGGUGUAUGACAAGAAUAAAUCAAAGCGCCUGGAGUAUCGGGAGGUCGGUCCCGCUCUGGCGGCAGCAGGCAUCGUCGUGGACGAUUUUAUAAUGCAGCUGAUCGGCCUGAGAUACACGGAGCCAGACCUGACCAUCAGCUACCCCGGCUUCCUGUACCUGCUGAUGAAACUGGACACCAUGAUCCGCAAGUUUCAGGCGUACGACAUGGUGGGGAUGGGCUCCAUAACCAUCAGCUACAAACAGUGGCUCCACAUGACCUUGUUCAGCUGAUGGGACCUGAUCACACAGCCCGGUGGUUUCUGCCACGUCCAGUCUGCUUUAUCUGAUCACUAACUGUUGUUGCUGGUGUGUGACUAACAUGUAGCGCUUAGUUUCAGUGUAACAAUAGAAAUGUGCAGUGUAGUUGAGGGGUGAAAGCGUUGUUUUGUAACAGCUGUGAUGAAUAACCACAAUUUUUACAAUACAGUCUUUGUAACAAUCAUGCACAUUGUAAUUUUUUUUCCUUCUGAUGUAUUCUGUCAUGAUUCAGUCAAACAUGUGGGGUCAAACCUGCGUCAGAGUGAGAUUUAAAUGGAUCAAUGAGAGAAAAAAUAAAAGUGUUAGUUUGUUUCAGC